Erpetoichthys calabaricus (reedfish) is the source of this 2054-nucleotide messenger RNA. RefSeq names its product solute carrier family 25 member 53-like. The record is from RefSeq and is a predicted model, not a curated record. NCBI's taxonomy places the organism in Eukaryota, Metazoa, Chordata, Cladistia, Polypteriformes, Polypteridae. The coding region runs from base 421 to 1314 and encodes 297 amino acids. The transcript has 3 exons.
ACAUUAAAUGAUUGACAGGGUCCUCUACAAAUCGACAUGGAGGUAAUGAACGGUGCAACCAAUCAGAUGUCUAAAGGCGAACUCCUAGUGAAGCAACAUUACCGGGAUGAUAGGAUGCUUAGAUACAGACUGCAUCUUGUGAAAGAAACGGACAGCGAAAGGUGCUAGAAACAUUUGUGGAAUUAAGUGACAAAACAGCCCAGCUAAAGAACGCGAAUUUAUUUCAUCGUUGUACUUACUACUCAAGCAGAAGUGGUGAGUAGACAAGGAGGUACCCUAACGGAACCGGACCUCUUCGCAGGUACUUUUGUGUUACCUCCAGGAAUGUUUGAAGAGGGCACAUAUCAGUAAAUCAACAUAUGCUUCACUGACAGUAAUACUCACAAAACACUGAUGUAAGGCUUUCUGAAGGAAAAAAGAAUGCAGGAUCGAUCAAACCGCCAAGGGCUAGACAGGGGAGUAGGACUUGUUGAUUUAUUUCGCAAUAGUUCCUUUAGUGGAGCGGCCUCCAGCUUGGUAACAACUUUGAUAACUUUCCCAAUCUACAAGACCACCUUCAGGCAACAGCUUCAUGCCUUGGUAAUACGAGAAGCCUUAAAGCAGCUCUACAAAGAAGGACCACUGAAGUUCUACAGAGGUGUUCUACCUCCAAUGUUGGCUAAAACAGUUCAGGGAACAGUAUUAUUUGGCACCUAUGAAACUGCCCUACAUUGGCUGUCAUCUAGAAGUGAUGGUAGAUCACAGUCCAUCCUUCUGUGCUGUAUCUCAGGAUUUUUCUCUGGAACCAUUGAGGCUCUCAUCCUCGCUCCUUUCGAGAGGGUCCAAAAUAUACUGCAGGAUAGCCGCAAGGACUCCAAGUUGCCCAAUGUCCGUAGAAUCCUGCAACAAUUUAAUAGCUGUAGUGGAUAUCAGGUUCUGACUAAUGGCUACUAUAGAGGAUUUCUUCCCACAGUGUUAAGAAAUGGUGUUGGAAGUGCCAUGUUCUUUAGCUCUAAAGAUCCAAUUCGUGACCACUUGACACAAAGAGGCCUAAGUGCACAUGUGUCGUCCUUUGUUUCAGGAAGUGUGAACAGCAUAGUCAUCAGCUUAUUGUUGUACCCAUUAUCUGUUCUGAUUGUCAACAUGCAGUCCCAGGUUGGCGGGGAGGUACGGAACUUAAAGGACUCCAUCACUGCUGUCUGGCGUUCCCGUCAAAGUCGAGUCCAUCUCAUCUACCGAGGAGUUUUGUUGGUCAUUCUUCGAUCUUGUAUAACAUGGGGACUCACAACCACUAUGUAUGAGUCCAUGAAGGGGAAGUCUUUCAAAAGUGAUUAAACCAGAGAAACUGGAUUUAACCAGUGCCACUCAGAUAAUCCAUGGGAGAGCCACAACAGUUGUAGGUUUACAUUGUAUUCAUACUCCUUAUUCAAAGGUUCACGGAUUACUGUUUGCUAAUCUAUUUUUUCUUAGUACUUGAACUGUUUGAUUUUCACUAUGAGGCAUAAGAACAGAAGAACCAAUAUGUCUCUCUGUGGUGUUGAAGUCUCAGGUAUAAUUAAAUAAUAAACAACAUUUCUAUUAUAGCAUUAUUGUAGCCUAAAGUUUAGUAAAUGGAAUUGUGAAGAAUGUUCAUUAAAACAAGGUAUUUUUUCCUUAGGUUUUUUCAAGAUGAUAUCAAUAAACCCCCAAAGCCCAAAUUCAUUACUUGGUGAUGUUAAAGAUGUUACGUUAAGCACUAAAGCAUUAUUUCAUUUGAAAGCUUUAUUGUUUUAAAUACAUGUUUAGCUAAUAUCAAUGAGUUGCCUUCUUUUUAGCUUAUCUGUCAGGUUAACACUAUAACAAGAAUGCUGCUAAUGGUUAUAGGAACCUGAAACCAAGUCAGGACAUUGUCUGACAUGACCCAUGGGCAGGGUAGUCUCAAAGAAAAGUGCAAAGUGGAAGACCACUCAGGGAACCACAUUUUGGGGGACCCACGCAGGAAACAUCCACAAUCCCUUCAAUCCCUUUACAAAUACACAUAAAAAUAUAAAUAUAUGCAUGUUAAAUAUUUUAAUAAAGCAGCACAGAAAACUAUU